GGAGGGUUUGCAAAGCAGAGAAAGAGAAGAAGAAGAAGAAAAUCACGAACGAAUAAUCAACCUAGAAAGAGCAAUGAAAAGGACAGUAGCACUAACCCUCUCGUAAGUUCCAUCUCCUUCUUCGUGAUAAACAUGCAAAAAAUGCAGACUUAUAUCCGAAGAAAGAAAAUUACCCAAAGAAAAGAAAAUGCAUUGAAAUUAACUUUGCAUAUCCCAGAAAGUUGGAAAGAUCCCAGUUUCUUUUCCCCCUACUAUUUCCCCCUUAUCUCUGCCUUGAUGACAUGAUCAAUUCAUAUGCGCAAAAGAAAGGAGACACAAACUUUGGAUACCCCAGUUGCUAACUAUAUGUGAAAAGAAUGGCUAUGAGCAAGAGAACGAAGAAACAGAAGAUGUAGAUAAUGAGACGGAUGGUAUGGCCCAUAAAGUACAGUGCAUGACCCUCCACAGGCCAAAAACAAGCAAAAGAGGUGGAAAGCUUUCUUUGGCAAAGUAUGGUCUGUGGAGACAAGAACAAAAGACUCGAGCAGCAAGGCUGCAGAAACAACUCAAGGCAAGGUGGGAAUUUGAGCAGUUAAUUGAGGAACAAUUGAAUAGGUUCCAUCCAAAUUACAACCGAGCCAUGAUCCCAACCAGGCUAAAGGAUGUCGCUCAAUUCCUCAUGCCUAAAUGGGCUCCACCCAAUGAAUUAGCUGCCCUUGCCUGGCUUGGAGAGUGGCGGCCCUCUGCCAUUCUGGACCUCCUCCAAGGCCUGGUGCACUUCCCAUCAUCAUCCUUAAAGGAUUCAAAUGACAUGGAAAGGCUCCUCUCUCAGGUUAUCAGUGAAAUACGUGUUGAGGAGGUAAUAAUUGAUGAGGAAAUGGCUGAGAUUCAAGCCACAUGUAUCUUUCACCUUCCCUUUGCUCCUUUCAACAAGUAUCCAUCACGUACUACUAGAUUGGCUUGCAUUCAAGCUGAGUUCAAGAAGAUUGAGAAAGUCAUCACUAAGGCCCAACAGCUCAGGUUUAAGGCAUUGGAAUUGGUGGCAAUGAAGGUGUUAAGCCAAACUGACGCAGCAGAGUUCUUAGUGGCAUUUAUGGGAAUUCAAGAUUUAAUCCAUCAGUUUGCAACAACACAGAAAUUGCCGACACAUCCAGUCACCGCACCUGUUAGGACAUUGUUGCACAGUUAAGAGCCUAGAAGUCAUUGGAAAUGUGAUGUAAAGCCAAAAAAUCAGCUGGCAAGAGAAUCUAUAUGACAAUCCAAUUAGAGCAAGCAGAGUUGUGUAGAUUAGUGGAAAUUACAGACAUCAUCAUGUUAAUGUUCUCACUUUCUUGUUAUCAGUUGUAAUAUACCCGAAACUGCAAGAAAGGUACAUGUUGAUAACAUUUUGUUGUUCAAACUAUAUGUGAAAGGAAUCCAACAACAGAAUUGCAUUUCAACUGUAUCUCUUUUUCUCUCAGUUUUGUGCCCAUAGUUUGUUGGACAAAAGUUUGAGUCAAUAAUCAAAUUUAAAAGUA
Molecule: messenger RNA, 1496 nt
Organism: Hevea brasiliensis (rubber tree)
Lineage: Eukaryota; Viridiplantae; Streptophyta; Magnoliopsida; Malpighiales; Euphorbiaceae
Exons: 4
Coding region: 413-1168 (251 amino acids)
Biological process (GO): DNA-templated transcription
Molecular function (GO): sequence-specific DNA binding
Source: RefSeq, a predicted model, not a curated record